Arabidopsis thaliana (thale cress) is the source of this 1377-nucleotide messenger RNA. Its product is annotated as Pectin lyase-like superfamily protein. The transcript has 10 exons. Gene Ontology annotation, biological process: carbohydrate metabolic process. The coding region runs from base 1 to 1377 and encodes 458 amino acids. Gene Ontology annotation, molecular function: polygalacturonase activity. Lineage: Eukaryota; Viridiplantae; Streptophyta; Magnoliopsida; Brassicales; Brassicaceae. The record is from RefSeq and is marked reviewed.
AUGGAAGACAUGGUUACAAUCCAAAAGAACGGUGAUAUACCCGCAUUCGUCCGCGUUACCACUCAAUGGCAUGGUCUCAUGUCAUUUCCUGAAACCAUACUACGUAUAUCCAUAUUGAUAAAUUUUAUCUGUUUUGGUCUUGUAAACGGCCAAAUUUACAAUGUACUCAAAUUUGGUGCUGAAGGAGAUGGUCAAACCGAUGAUUCAAAUGCUUUUUUACAAGCAUGGAACGCUACAUGUGGUGGAGAAGAAAACAUAAAUACACUUUUUAUUCCCUCUGGAAAAACAUAUUUACUUCAACCUAUUGAGUUCAAAGGUCCUUGUAAAUCUACCUCCAUAAAACUUCAGUUGGAUGGUAUCAUUGUCGCACCUAGCAACAUCACAUCAUGGUCCAACCCCAAAUCUCAAACGUGGAUUAGUUUUUCAGGUGUGCCUGGUCUAAUGAUUGAUGGUUCAGGAACGAUAAAUGGUCGUGGUUCUUCCUUUUGGGAGGCACUACAUAUAUGCAAUUGUAAUAAUCUCACGAUAAACGGGAUAACUUCGAUUGAUAGUCCAAAAAGUCAUAUAUCAAUCAAAAAUUGCCAUUAUGUUGCAAUAUCGAAAAUAAAUAUUUUGGCACCUGAGAAUAGUCCCAACACAGAUGGUAUUGAUAUAAGUUACUCGACGAAUGUCAAUAUAUUUGACUCUACAAUUCAAACUGGAGAUGAUUGCAUAGCAAUCAACACUGGAAGUUCCAGUAUCAACAUCACACAAGUGAAUUGUGGACCUGGUCAUGGAAUAAGUGUGGGAAGUCUUGGAGCUGAUGGAGAAAAUGCAGCAGUUAGUGAUGUUUACGUGACUCAGUGUACUUUUAAUAAAACGACGAAUGGAGCUAGAAUUAAGACAUGGCAGGGUGGACAAGGUUAUGCAAGAAACAUAAGUUUUGAGAAUAUCACACUCAUUAACGUACAAAAUCCAAUUAUAAUUGACCAACAAUAUACUGAUAAAGUACUUCUUGAUGCCACUAAGGAUUCAGCGGUGGCAAUUAGCAGUGUAAAAUAUGUUGGUUUUCAAGGAACAACACUUAACGAAGAUGCUAUAAUGCUUAAAUGUAGUGCCAUCACAUAUUGUAAAGACAUGGUCAUAGAUGAUAUUGAAGUUACCAUGGAAAAUGGAGAAAAACCUAAAGUUGAAUGUGAAAAUGUUGAAGGAGAAUCCAGUGACAAUGAUUUGAUGCGCGAGUGCUUUAAUAGUAAUAGUACUUUCAGUGGCGGAUCUGUAGGUGGCUUUGGCUGGGUUUACGAAUGUCCAUGUGUAAGGAUGGGUGGUCCUAAUUGGCGUUUCUCCUCUCGGAUCUCAAGGACUUUCCUUGAUCCUUCGUCUUUUCAUGUUCAUUGA